AUGAAUGACAUUAUUGAACAUUUCAACUCUUCUGCUAAGGCCAAAGUGGAGGAUAUCAUAUGUGGAAAUCAAUGGCAGUGCCCUGUGACUCAGUUUAGUGGUUAUAAGGAGAUCCUAACUUCAAUGCUAGACUAUAAUCCUAAUCCUCGGACACCAGAUCAAGUAAAGUGGAGUGCCUCUGCCAAUGGUCACUACACAACCAAAUCAGAUUGGAGCAGUAUCUCUACCCCUUCCUCAAAGGUGUGCCGGAGUAAACUCGUCUGGUUUGGUAAGGCUAUUCCCAAAAAUGAGUUUUAUUUUGUGGCUUGCUGUUCUGGAGAGAUUGAACACAAAGGGUAG
Molecule: messenger RNA, 339 nt
Organism: Ilex paraguariensis (yerba mate)
Lineage: Eukaryota; Viridiplantae; Streptophyta; Magnoliopsida; Aquifoliales; Aquifoliaceae
Source: the annotation of a GenBank genome assembly